Megalops cyprinoides (Indo-Pacific tarpon) is the source of this 2397-nucleotide messenger RNA. RefSeq lists its product as uncharacterized. Gene Ontology annotation, molecular function: structural constituent of postsynaptic intermediate filament cytoskeleton. The transcript is spliced from 3 exons. Gene Ontology annotation, biological process: neurofilament bundle assembly. Lineage: Eukaryota; Metazoa; Chordata; Actinopteri; Elopiformes; Megalopidae. Gene Ontology annotation, cellular component: intermediate filament; postsynaptic intermediate filament cytoskeleton; axon. The record is from RefSeq and is a predicted model, not a curated record. Bases 184 to 1371 code for a protein of 395 amino acids.
GGGGGGGGGGGCGCAGCAGCCUGCCUGUAUAAAUUUCAGGGCUCUGCAGCAUUUCUGAACUGGUGCAGUGCAAAGGCUUGCUCAGUGAAGGUGUGCAGAACAAGGGGGACUUAAAUCUACUUGAAACAAAGCAUCCACAUCAAAAACCUUUCAAAAAAAAAAAGAACCAAAAAAACGACAACCAUGAGCUACGAUCCCUUCUAUUCCCGCCGGCCCUGGGACGACUACAGGGGGCCCCGGUCGGCCAAAUCCUCCAUCUCCUCCUCCCUGUACUCCACCCACCGCUCCCUACCCUCCACCAAGCGGUCGCUGCGGCCCUCAUCCUCCUCGCUGCCCGACCUGGCGGAGAGGAUGGACCUGGCCCAGAUGAGCACCCUGAACACCGAGCUGCUGGGCCUGCGGGCCAAGGAGAAGGAGCAGCUGGUGGGCCUCAACGACCGCUUCGCCACCUACAUCGAGAAGGUGCACCACCUGGAGCAGCAGAACAAGGUGCUGCAGGCGGAGCUGGAGGCGCUGCGGCAGCGGCAGAGCGACCCGUCCCGCCUGCAGCUGCUCUACGAGCAGGAGGCCCGCGGGCUGCGCGCCUUGCUGGACGCCGAGGCCAACGAGAAGAUGCGGCUGGAGGCCGAGCGCGACCACCUACGGGACGUCCAGGGCCAGCUGAAGGAGCGCUACGAGGACGAGGCGCGGCGGCGGGCGGACGCCGAGGACGCCCUGCAGAAGGCCCGGGAGGAGGCGGCCCGGGCCACGCUGGCCAACUGCGACGCCGAGGCCAGCGUGGCCUCCCUGGCCGAGGAGAUCGCCUUCCUCAAGAAGGUGUUCGCCGAGGAGCACGCCGAGCUGACCGCCCAGAUCCAGGCGGCCAGCGUCAGCGUGGACGUGGAGGUGGCCACGCCCGACCUGACGGCCGCCCUCCGGGAGAUCCGCUCGCAGUACGAGAAGCUGGCCAACAAGAACAUGCAGGCGGCCGAGGACUGGUACCGCACCAAGUUCGCCGGCGUGGCCGAGGUGGCCAGCAAGAACAACGAGGCCGUGCGGGCCAUCCGGGAGGAGACCUCGGAGUACAGGCGCAUGCUCCAGUCGCGCUCCUCUGAGAUCGAGGCCCUGCGCAACGUCAUCGACUCCCUCAACAAGCAGCUGGAGGACCUGGAGGAGAGGCAGGGCAAAGAGGUAGCCAAGUACCAGGAGAGAAUAAAUGAGCUGGAGAAGGACAUCGGUGACGCCAAGCAAGAGAUGGCCCGAUACCUGAGAGAAUACCAAGACCUCCUGAAUGUCAAAAUGGCCCUUGACAUUGAAAUCGCUGCAUACCGGAAGCUCCUGGAGGGGGAGGAGAUCAGGUUGAGCUUCUCCUCCCUGCCCGCCCUCACCUAAACCCCCCACAACCUCGAAGCCCAACGCGCCCUUGUUCCAAACAAGAGGUCCCACUGCAAACUCCCCCUUCUUCUUCACACACUGACUCUGAAAGCAGGGCAUCGAGGGCCCCAAGACCCCUCAGAGAGAGAGAGAGAGAGAGCCGAAAGGCAGCACUGCGUCAGCCAAGACACGAGUCAAGCCCACGCGCAAUAUCCUUUUGGUAGGGCCUUACUCCGUUCAGAGAGCCAAACUCCAAACAUCCGGCUAUUUGAUUCAACCCUAAGCACUUCAGCAAACAUUUAACCAACUGUUUGUAGGGGUGGAUUAAAUUCUAAUUAAACUCAGCUUUGGAUGCAUGGAUUUUACUCACAGAAUCUCAUUCAGACACAAGACAGCGAGAGACACACACGUAGUUUGAGUUCUACCAAGAGGAUAUUGGGCAGCACCGCUGGUCCUAUUGUAGUAGUCAGUAAAUCAGUAGAGAAAGAAUCACCUUCAUUAUGGGCAGUAGCACGUUCAUAUUUGCUUUUGCCUUCCUUGAUAUUUCACAUAUUAUGAGCUUCAGUUGAAGAUUUCAGUUCUCUCGGUUCACAAAGAAAUUCUAGCAGAAAAUCUCAACUUAUUUGAUUGGGAUUGAGAAUUGUUUUACCAGUAACAAAUAAGAUGCUAAAUCUAGGUUUUGUGUCCAAUAUUUACCGUAAGAGAAGCUCAGAAUAGAACGGAAAUGUCAGGAAGAAAGACUGAGGCCCUGUCGAAGGAGGCUCACUUCCUCUUUGUUGUAUCAGACAGUAGUUUUCAUUUAGCCGUUUUGCCCAUUUCUGUUCCGUAGCCCCAUUAAAUCUGAAUAAACUGUAAACCCUCCUAACACAAAAACAAAUAAAAAAAAAAUUAGCCUGGUAACUAAGCUUUCCGUUGCGCCGAUCUUAGAUCCGACCGGUGCUUUGAAUCUGUGAACCUAUUACCAAGUCUGCACCGUUUAAAGCCUGAUAUUUCUGUAAGUGCCAGCGACCUGCUGAAUAAAAACAACAAAGGCAUUACUAAGUA